GCGGGGCCGGUAGCGGCGGGAGCUGCGCUGGCCAGGGGUUCCGGCUGUAUUUCUAUGAGCGCAGCCGGCAGCCGCGGAGCUGCAGGAAUCGGAGUCCGGGCUAGCUGGACCGCUGGAGUCAACGAGCGCAGCUUUUAGAUUAAUUUGAAUACAAGAUCAGAUCUGACUGGCCCAAGUGUUCAACUAACUCUUCAAGGAAUAUCCACAUUCUCCGUGAGAGGAAUAACAACGUAGAGCAAGAUGAAUGCCAUGCUGGAGACCCCCGAGCUCCCCGCCGUGUUUGACGGGGUGAAGCUGGCUGCUGUGGCUGCUGUUCUCUACGUCAUCGUGCGGUGUUUGAACCUGAAGAGUCCCACUGCCCCUCCUGACCUCUACUUCCAGGACUCCGGGCUCUCACGCUUCCUGCUUAAAUCCUGUCCUCUUCUGACCAAAGAAUACAUCCCACCACUGAUCUGGGGGAAAAGUGGACACAUCCAGACAGCCCUGUACGGGAAGAUGGGGAGGGUGAGGUCACCACACCCUUACGGUCACCGCAAGUUCAUCACCAUGCCAGACGGAGCCACUUCUACGUUCGAUCUCUUCGAGCCCUUGGCAGAGCACUGUGUUGGAGAUGACGUCACCAUGGUCAUCUGUCCUGGAAUUGCCAAUCACAGCGAGAAGCAGUAUAUCCGAACCUUUGUUGACUAUGCCCAGAAAAAUGGCUACCGGUGUGCAGUGCUAAACCAUCUGGGAGCCCUACCCAACAUUGAGCUGACCUCCCCACGCAUGUUCACCUAUGGUUGCACGUGGGAGUUUGGAGCCAUGGUGAACUACAUCAAGAAGACAUAUCCCCAGACCCAGCUGGUCGUCGUGGGGCUUCAGCCGGGCGGUACCAUCGUGUGCAAAUACCUGGGGGAGACGCAGGCAAACCAGGAGAAGGUCCUGGCUGCGGUCAGCGUGUGCAGGGACAGCGCGCUGAGGGCCCAGGAGACCUUCAUGCAGUGGGACCAGUGCCGCCGAUUCUACAACUUCCUCAUGGCCGACAACAUGAAGAAGAUCAUCCUGUCUCACAGACAAGCUCUUUUUGGAGACCAUGUUAAGAAACCUCAGAGCCUGGAGGACACGGACUUGAGCCGGCUCUACACAGCAACAUCCCUGAUGCAGAUUGAUGACAAUGUCAUGAGAAGUUUCCACGGCUAAUACAUCCUGAAGGAAUACUAUGAGGAAGAAAGCUGCAUGAGAUACCUGCACAGGAUAUACGUGCCUCUUAUGCUGGUUAAUGCAGCUGACGACCCCUUGGUGCACGAAAGCCUUCUGACCAUUCCAAAGUCUCUCUCAGAGAAACGGGAGAACGUCAUGUUUGUGCUGCCUCUGCAUGGGGGCCACCUGGGCUUCUUCGAGGGCUCCGUGCUGUUCCCUGAGCCUCUGACAUGGGAUGAUAAGCUGGUGGUGGAGUAUGCCAAUGCCAUAUGCCAAUGGGAAAGGAAUAAGUCCCAGUGCUCAGACACGGAGCAGGUGGAAGCCGAGUUAGAAUGAGGCCUCCGGACUCUGGUGUGCUCCUGCAGCCCUCCCCUGGAACCCGCGGCUGUUUCAGGUCUCCCAUCUCCCUCAGUGACCUGGAUCUGACCUCGUACCAUCAGUGGGGGCACCCAUCAUACAACCUGUCUUAAGUAGGGCGGCUCCCUGGGAGCUCCAGGCUAUUUUUGUGCUUAGUUACGGGUUUUCUCCGGUGCGUGGUUAGCCAUGGUGGCAAGCUACAAGAUUCUCACCCUUCUGUCCAGCUUCGGUAAUCUGAUUGCUUUCAUGCCAGUUGUAUCUAGUUUUCCUAUUUAAGGACCCGCAGCUGAGUUGCGGUCUUGCUUUGCCAAUCAAAUGGCCCUCUCUCUGAGAACCGUGAAGGGAUAUAUGUCACUUGGUGAUGGUUGUAUGUGCCCUCAUAGAGUCCCCCAACAAGAAGUCAGCAUCUCUGACCAAUGCUGAAGAAAGGACUUAGCUUGGAAGUCUAAGAGCCUGGUGGCAUCCUGGGCCUUAGUUUUGCCACUGAAAUGAAGGAAAUUUCUUGAGUCUAAAGCCAGUUCUUUCUCACCGUCUUCCUGAGACACCUUCCUCCCACCUUGCUGCUGCUGCUGCUGCUGCUGAGAGUUGCGUGGGGCACUUGUCUAAAAAUUCAGCCUCUCAGAUCCCUCCCCUCGGAGAGGCUGACUCAGUGGGUUUGGGGAGGGGUCUGGGGAUUUUAAUUUUUGACAAGUGCCCCAGGGAAUUCUCAUCACCCACGCCAAAACUGAGGGAAACCCCACACUGUAAUACAGCCCCUUUAAAUUAGGAACAUCUUGGUGGCUCGUUUCAUUGACAUUCGUAAGCCGCGGUGUCUCUUUGCUCCCAGGGACCUCCGAAGCAGCACUGUCUGUUUUAUGGCUGCCUUUGUGUGAUCUCAGUGCGGUGUCCCUAAAAGGGAGAGGACAUUUGGGCUGAGCCUUAGCUCUGCUUCUUCCCAGGUGGUGUGAUCCUGGAUAAAUCCCUUUGGACUUGACUCACUUCCCCCUAUUAAAUGGGGGACUUGGACCAGGUAGAUUGCUGAGAUGACCACCCUUCUAAAGUCCAGCAACAAACCUCGGUAUACUGAGGUUUGAGUGAGCCUCCCUCUGGGGGAGCCUGGGAGCAAAUGACAGGACUCGCAAUUUUUCUCCUUUCCCCAUUUCACAUAAAGAGAUUUAGAGUCUUAAUCACUCACUUGUAAUUUUAGGUUUUCAUCCCAGGUCCAUCUCACUCUGGGUUUUGAUACCAAACAAUCAAAAGUUGGAUCUGAGUUUGGAGAAAUGGAUUUCCAGCUGGGAGGAGAGGAUAUUCUUUGGAAGUCAGCAUGUGGUUAAAUAGCCUCUGUGUGUUGUCUAUUGGGUAAGGCUUUCCAAGCUGUCUGCUCGAGUGGGCGCGUCACUCUGAGGUUGAAGUACUCUUCUCUUAGCCUUGUGCACUUGGUUCCCUGAGAACCUUCACUUUGAAAAAUCCGCAGUUCCUCUCUGGAAUUAAAUGGACCUGUGGAUGAAUUGCUUCAUCUUCUUUGGCUCCAGGACUGAAUGAAAAUACAGUAGUGGAUCUGUGUGGAUAUUUAUGGAGCCACCUGUACCCCCGAAUGCCAGUCCUCAGGGCUGCAGGUGCAAUAGAGAGUGUGGGCAUUGGCCUGAGAGAUUGUGACAGGAAUGUCUGUAAACUGCAGAGCUGCUCUCUGACAAUCACUAGGUCACCCCGUAACGUCCUGAAUGGACAUUCUCCCUGAAACACAGAGAUGUCUGAGGUCCCCAGUUUCCUUUGCUAUAAUCUCUUCACGCUCAACAAAUUCUGUCACCGUGUCCCGCCAAUGGUUGUCAUUUUUCUGUUGCUUUUUUUUUAAUGUUCCCUUGGCACAGAUUGGCACUUUAUCAUUCAUCCCUCAAUUUGGAAGCUAACUCUUCUCUGUCAGUUUUCCCUCCACCCAGCUGCAGCUGUUAAAGGACUCAGAGUUCCUGCUGCUGCCUUUAUCCCUUAAGACUUGGAAAGAAAGCCAUAAGGGACUAGAGUUGUCACCAUCCCUAGUAAGGGGCUCCCUCCAUUUGCCUGAUGUCAUCUCUUUCCAAGUCCUGACUAAGCAGUAGCUUGGGUACCACCUGCUUCAGAGAAAAGUCGCCCUGCUGUCACACCUAGGAGGAUGUGGGGGACUGUCCUGGGAGCCUGAUCUUUGCCACACUACUGGAAGUCCAGCCCCUAACACUGGGGGAGGGGACUUGUGCCAGCUGCAAUCUCCGCAGUGUGUGGCUCUGAAUGGCACUGGCGUUCCAUUUUGCUUCACAUGAAAUCAACUGGAGCUCUUUAUUCCAGCUCCGGGCCCUCAGGCAUGGAAAUGAGACCGUGGCCAUGGCAGUUCUGACAGGAAAAAAUUCUUGUUUGGCCCCUGAAUGAGAGCACAGACGCAUGAAUGUGGAGGUGGCAGCUUGCCUAAUGAAUGAGGGGACAGCCCUUUAUGUAGGUCAGCCCCUCUCCUUCCUCUGCGCUCCUUGCUUUCUUUCCAAAGUCAUCCAUUUCUAAUGAUGAUGUGAAUUGCCCGCUGGCUCUCAAGGACUAACCUGAACCAAAGGCUGAAGUUGUGGAGAACAUUUGAAUAUUCUGUCCUAAAAAUCAAGAAUGUAAAUUAAAGAGAACUAGACAAGUCCUAUGGCAAGAGUAGCAUUAAAACCCAAAUGCAGAAGGCACCCACAUUACCCUAGUUGUGAUCCAAAUAAUUGGAAGACAUUGUCUUCGGUCAAAUUAGCUUGGAAAAAAAAAUAAAUGAUCAAGACCGUGUAGUUAGCAGGGACGUUCCCAGGCUUGAGAACCUGUUUUUACUGCGGUGACUUUGCACCGUCCACCCCUGAGCAGAAGGGCUGUGGGAAGUUUGGCCAUACCAUCCGUAUUCUUUUCGUUUCUGUGGUAUCUCACAGUUACAGGGGAUCUUAGGAGCUCCUGGAAUGUUCCCGAAAGGGAGGUCUUCCUUCGCUUGCAUGGCAUUCCAUUACCAGGGUCAGGAGGCCUGUCUUCUCGUCCCCAGUGGCUCUGACUCAUGUUGCAUCAUCUCUAAAACUGCUUCGUCCACUUUCCGGAUCAUUUGCUCAGGUCGCUGCUAACCAUUUUCUGAAGCUGCAGGUAGAAACAGGUGAUUCGCGACCCCUAAGCUCUUCUUGAGAGGACUUGGAGAGAAGGAGCAUGCCCAUUCAGCUUUUCCUAGUUAGAGGACCCUGGACAGAGUCCAAAGCCAUCUUAGCCUCUCUUCCUGUCUUCACCAUUAAGGCAUUUUCCUCGCCAUUCUAAGGGUGGUCCUGUGACCGUGACAGGUGAGGGCCACCAGUCAUUAGGAAAGUACCUCCGGCCUUCAGUGUGACCAGGCAAAGCAUGGACGAUUGCCAGAAGUCCUUCCUGUGCAGGCUGGUUCUGAACCCAGAUUGCCCUCAGCUGAGGCCUUCUGGGUAGCUGAGCUGAGAAGGCUGGCAUCCGGAUGAGAGCUCGCUUUGUAAGUGACUGACUUGAGGUAGAGUUUGCCAGCUCUGGGGACACAAGCACAUGUGUUCUUGUUUGUGUUUGCCCUGGAAGCAGGUGCUGGAGAUGGGGAAGGCUUCUCUUUUCCCAUGGCCUUGAUUCUGACUUUGAGUGACAGUUUGGACAGAAGAAGAAACUGGAGAAACAAACAAACAAACAAACAGUGUAGUUGGAGGAACUCCUGGGUUUCCCUGUAGACACACAGGAAAGUUGUUAGGGAGCAUGUCACUUCAGCGUCCUGUCACGGUCUCACCUGGAACUGUUUUCCUUACCCAGAAAGCCUUAACUUGCCUCUAGAAAAUCCCCUGGUAUGACAACACUAUGGGCUUAAGAAUUCAAACUCUUCUGCUUUGAAAGCUUGAAGCCAAGGCCACAGUCAACCAGAGAAUUUCCUCAGGUGGCCCGGAGGCUCCUGUGACAUCCCCCCCCCACCUCACACCCCCACCACCACAGGCGGCCUGGAACCGCCCCUCCACCUGUCUUCUUUGCCUUACUCUUCUGAAAGCCACUUUGGAUCACUCGGAUGCUUGCGGGGGGGGGGGGGGGGGGGGGGGUUGCUCGGUAUUGAGGUGGCAAGCGGUUGGGGGCCAGGCUUCUUCCACGUGGUAUCUAAGCAAAGGACAGUGUCCCCUCCUCGUAAACCAGGACUGUUUGUCCUGAACUGUGGCUACAGCUAAGGACACAGGAGCAGGCCUCUACUGGCUAAGGAACCAGAACGGCACCCAGAGCAAAGGCUACCCCGCCGGCUUGUCUCUGCUGCCUCCAGGUGCUUUGCGACAGCCCGGCAUCCUCUGGUUGUGGUCCUUAGAAACAGGCCACACAGUCCGGCUUGCCAACAGCCCCCAGACACCCAGAACCUAGACCGCUGUCCCUUUUGGAAGAGUCCGUCCUCCAUGUUUUCCAACUGUGUUCCUAGCUUGUGUGUAGGUAGAGCUUUCACCGAUGCCUAAUAAAGAAGUUGAAAUUAAUUUCUAAUUGGUAGAUUAAGUCUGACACCCUGAGUCUCGUGAAAGUUCUCAGCCUCUAACUAGACUCCUGUCAGCAAAAUACAUAACCUUCCGUCUCCCCACCUCUGGUCCCCUUUAGCCAAGUAAUCUUCUAUUGCCAUAAACUGGGGACAGGCCACUUCUGACCCCUGCAGAAGUUCCCUCAGUCUAAGUGGGCAUUCUGCCCCCAGACCACACCCACAGAGCAGUCAACGUCGCCUAAAACAAUUGCCAACCUCCUUGGUCCCCAAGGCCAAUCACUGCUCUCUCAGGCUGCUCCCGUGAGGGAACCCAGUUCCCGGCUAUAGGAGCUAGGCUUUGGUCUCCAUUUUGGCCUCUUUAGUUUCCCUAAAGCACAAGUCGGUGUAGAAUGCUGUCACCUCCCCAUCCCCACACCCGUUCCAGGUGACCUGGGUCUCUCCCACAGCCUCAGGCAGACCUUCACUGUACCUGAGUUACUUUUCCCCCACUGCCGUGGCCUUAGUGACCCAGGACUGGGGCUGGGGCGGGGAAGGAGGCCAGUUCACCUCCCUACAUCCCCCCCCCACACCCCAAACUCCAACCAACCGGUCUUACGUUGGCAGAACUGCUUCCAGAUUGAUUUCUGAGAACCAUCACUUUGACAUUCCUGAUUCUUGCCCAUUUCAUUUUGAUCUCUCUGGGUUUUACGGAACUCCAGAUGCUGCCCUGGAAAUACCGUAUUUUGGAGUCCGUGCUCUGAAAGCCCCUGCCUGUGCUGCUGCGUCUUUCGACGCCCCCAGCAGCAGGCGUUUCGGACUUGCACUUAACAAUGCAACUUUUUCUAAAUACGAGGAUAUUUACCUUUAAUAAGAAAUUAUACUAAGCGACGGCGUCCUUGAUUGUUUUAUGGUCUCACGUUACUUUUGAUUCUACUUUGAUUCCGUGUGGUGGUGAACAACAAAGAUCAUUACAAACAAAAACUGUAAUUUUGUUAUCUUUGAUUCAAUGGAAUUUCUUUACUUAAAAUAAAGAGUAAAAAGUG
Arvicola amphibius (Eurasian water vole) is the source of this 7011-nucleotide messenger RNA. RefSeq names its product abhydrolase domain containing 2, acylglycerol lipase (gene Abhd2). Gene Ontology annotation, molecular function: monoacylglycerol lipase activity; acetylesterase activity. Gene Ontology annotation, cellular component: sperm flagellum; sperm plasma membrane. The record is from RefSeq and is a predicted model, not a curated record. Gene Ontology annotation, biological process: medium-chain fatty acid biosynthetic process; medium-chain fatty acid catabolic process; acylglycerol catabolic process. NCBI's taxonomy places the organism in Eukaryota, Metazoa, Chordata, Mammalia, Rodentia, Cricetidae.